CGGCGAGGGCAGUCGCAGUCGCCAUGGUCGACGUAGCACUCAGCCAUGGCAUGCAAGCGGCGCUUGAUCACGCGGCCACGUCACCGCCCGACGCCGAGAGCUACGGAGCAGCACUUGUCGCUGCCAUGCACGAUUUGACGGCGGUGGAGUCCGUUGCACGGUGUCUAGAGUCGGCUCGAGAGACAUUGCCGGAACCAACGCUGGCAACAGCUAUUGAUGCGCCAUCGAUCGUAGAGUCCACUGUAAAGGUGGCCGCGCCCUCGGUGGUGUGGACCUCGUGGGACGCGCCAAUGUACGACUCGGUCGCCAACCUCCUCAGCUUUGUUGCGUGGUUUUCGCUGCCAAUCGCUUCGGUACCGCAAGUGGCACGCGCGGCGCCAGCAAUGCCGGCGCUCUCGUUGCCGCCAACCGCACGCGACGAGCCCGACGAAUGGGACCAUGAUCGCGACAUGGCCACGUCGCGUUUGGCCGGCAACCUCGUCCGGUCAUGGCUGCACGCGGCCGUCUACGAGCCGCAGAGCGCCAUUGCAUCCAGUGUCGUGGACGACUGCAUGCCGCUCGACACUUCCUCGCACGCGGGUAUUUGUGAUGCCGGCCCUUGGGAUGUUAUCGCGGUCUUGAGCCCGCCAGUGACAAGCACGGACACGUGGGCGGAAGCUGCGACGACCAUCGCUGCGCAGAACGUCCGCGUACGGCUCACAGACGCCGCACUCUCCGCAGCAACCACGACGAUGGCAACCACCACGCCAGACACCGUCACGUCUUCAGAGCUCGCGAUCAACGUUUCAAAGGCCAAGGCAAGCGACGCUGGGAUCUCGGAGCGAUACCUCGAUGACGUGGCAUCUUUGGCGGCGACUGUCGCCCAAAGCUGCAUCGAUGCUGCGUGCCACGUCAUUUGCGCAAAGGCAUUGUAUUCCACCGCCUCCAACGACGAGCCCGAGCCCGAGGCUUGCGAGUCCACUGCGUGCAUGGACGCCAAGGUCGAGCUCACCAAGAUGAUGCGGCCGACCGCCCUCGUGGCGACACGCGCUGUCGACGCCUGGAUGCACGCUGCGCUGAUGACGUCGAGCGCUGCUAUAAGAACUGACAAGAGCUCGUAUGUGCUAAAGACGACGUCGAAAGUCGGUACCGACAUGACGCCAACGACUUCAUGUGUUGCGGACGUGAAUGGUCUUGCAAGCGUUGCCCGUCAAUACGCCCGUGCGGCGACGUCCGAUGCCAUCGCAGUGCUCGCAGCGGGUCUUUCAAGCCCAUCGGUAUCCAUCGACAUCAAGGCGAUCGACGUAGCUCCCACAGCGACGUUGGUGUCGGCCAUAGGCGUUGCAUCUGCAACGCGAGAUGACCCCGACCUCACACUCUGUGAGAGCGGGCUCGACUCGUGUCUCCGUGACAUGGCGACGCAGCUCGUGCAGGCGUGGACCGAGGCCGCAGUCCGAGCCAUGAUUGAACAACACGAGUCCACGGCAGAAGCCCUUGAGACGCCCGACCCGCCUUGCCUCGACGAUUGUCAGCCUAUCGAUGCUGUACCGCUGAUGGAAGAAGAAGAGGACAGCAUGUGCUCGCAGGUCGCUGCAUCGAUCCUCGCGGGCCACCUCGUGCGCGCGUGGAUCGCCGAUACGAUCGCAGAAGUUGCUUGGUUCACGUCUCGUCCCCAUGAGCACGACGCUGCCGUGGCGUCCUUGACCAAUGCCACGCCAUCGUCUUUGCUCGAGAAGGCGACAGCGCUAGCCUCUGCCCCGGAGACGAUCGACGCCAGCGAAAUGGCGGCGCAUGACAACGAGGUGGCUGUGACCUUUCUCGCCGGCCGACUCGUGCGUGCGUGGCUCUAUGAAACCUGUGGUGUCAUUGCGGAACGAGCCCUGGCGUGUACGGCUGCGUCACUUGCUCCCCUGGACGUCUGCGAUAACAGCGAUUCUGUUGUCGUCUUGCCAGCAGAGCUGUCCGAGGCCGAGACAACCAAGGACGAUAUCGUGGACGUGGCCGCCUCUGUCUUGGCCGGUCAACUUGUCCGCGCAUGGCUGUACGAGACGAUGAAUGAGGUCGUUCAGUUUUCUGCACGACGCCACGAGCAUGCCGCCGACGCUUCCGCAUGCACCGUGACAGAAGCCCCUGCGUCACCCGUGGUCGUUGAUGACCCGCCGCCUACGCUUUCCAUGGCGCCGGUCAUCAUUGAUGGUGCAGAGCUCGAGACAAGCGAUGACAGUAUGGUGACCGUCUCGAUCCUCGCCGGGCAGCUUGCCAAUGCGUGGGUCUACGAAACCAUGGACAACAUUCUCACCCAACGAUCGGCCGAACAAAAUGAGCUCAAAACCAACAAGUCGCAAAGCGAGCUUCAACCAUCGCGCGCCAUGGACGAGGAGUUGUCUCCAAGCAGUGAGAAUACAUCUGCCGUGGAGCCACUCGCCGAUGACAUCAGCGACGCAUCGCUCGUGGUCGCAGUGUCGAUACUGGCUGGACAACUCGUUCGUAUGUGGGUCUACGACGUGAUGGACAGUAUUGUCCAACGCUCGACACAGCAACUUGCGUCGGCCCUCAAUGUCGUUGAUGACGCGCCGCUGGUCGCCAUCGACCUUGUGUCCGCAGACGACAAAGCGUCCGAUGAGCCUCGGGACGACACGGUGGCGGCGUCCAUUUUGGCCGGACGGCUGGUGCGCGCGUGGACGUACGACGUGAUAAAGGAGAUCGCGCAGUUGACGGCGCGACGACACGAACAUGCGACGUCGUGUGCUGACGCCGAGACCGUCAUCUCUGCGAUCGUCAUUACGGAGUCGAAGACAGCUGAUGCUGAGACUGUCGAUACCGAGACCGCCGACGCUGUGGACGCGACACACGAACGGGUUGCUGCCACCACAGAUACAGCUGGCUUGCCCUCAACCAACGUCCAAUUAAUACCACCCGAGGAAGUUGAGAUCCUCGAGCCAAGCGCAUGCGAGUUGGCCGAGAGCAAUCGCGCGGUCGCUGCCUCGAUGCUUUCGGGGCAGCUCGUGCGUGGGUGGCUGCACGAGGCGAGUUUGAGCUGCGUAACACAGCUGCUCGUCACCGAUGCCAGCGCGGCACUGCCCUCCUUGACGGACCACGUCGCAGCGUUAACAGCGCCGUGGACACAGCCGACCCAUGGCCUGUACGUCGAAGUGGCCGAGCACUUUGAGGCGGCUUCGUGGCGGCCCGUCCCAGCCUUCACAACAAGCGCAGGCCACUCUCCCGCCGCCGUAGAGGUCCCGAGUAUGUCGGAGCUCCAGCGCCUGCCCAUGGACGUCGUUGCGCCUCUGCCAGCAUCCGAGUUGCCAGAUCUCGUCGAGACAAUGCCCAAGGUGCCGCUUUGGCGCGUCAACACGGAGCUCUCUUUGUCCAUCGAUGACGCCAUCACCGCUUCUCGGAUUGCUGGUCAACUCGUGCGCGUCUGGCUGCACGACGCCGUGUCUUCGGUGGCUGCGACUACCUGCAAGCCAUCGCGUAGCAUUUUGCUCGUCGAGGGCGCGUCUGUUGUGUCUCCCAACGAGAAUACCACACGGUUGCCAGCACGUCCCGACACCUCCAAGCAAGUGAGCUCCUCAGCGGUCGAUCCGACCUUGUGCGCACUCUUAUCCCGGCACCUUCUGUCCACGUGGCUGACAGACGCCAUGGAGCGUACUGCGGCCAAAUCUGUCUGCGUUCAGAAGGAAAUCCCAGCGGCCUAUGACCAAGCACAAGCAGACCCGCCACCUGAUGUGCUCUCGGUGGCGCUUCCUGCGUCAGUACCCGUCCCCCCUGCACCCCCCGUUUUGGUGGUGACUUCCCACACGGCGCUUGUCACGAUCGAGCAAGCCGUCGCGACAACACUCGUUCACCAGUGGCUUGUCGGCGCAGUUGCCAAGGCUGUCGACGACGCUGCGCUUGAGAGCUCCGACUCGGAGACAGCCACGUCCUAUGUCUCGUCGUCUGAUAGCCGUUCGAGCCUCUCAAGCUACUCGUCCGAGUCGACGUCGAGCUACGGGUCGUCGUCGCUAAGCUCGUCCAAGGCUUCGAGUGUGUCCGAUCUCCACGCAUCGUCCGCGAGCUCUCUCUCGCCGCUCGACGAAGCGAGCUAAGACGUACUGGUUUUGUUGCUGUUUUCAAUUAAUAUACACUAUUUGCUGUCACGA
Saprolegnia parasitica CBS 223.65 is the source of this 4121-nucleotide messenger RNA. RefSeq lists its product as hypothetical. Bases 24 to 4067 code for a protein of 1347 amino acids. The record is from RefSeq and is a predicted model, not a curated record. The transcript is spliced from 2 exons. Lineage: Eukaryota; Oomycota; Saprolegniomycetes; Saprolegniales; Saprolegniaceae.